This is a messenger RNA of Nylanderia fulva, 740 nucleotides long. It is a transcript of the gene RpS30, whose product is annotated as ribosomal protein S30. NCBI's taxonomy places the organism in Eukaryota, Metazoa, Arthropoda, Insecta, Hymenoptera, Formicidae. The record is from RefSeq and is a predicted model, not a curated record. Gene Ontology annotation, biological process: translation. Gene Ontology annotation, cellular component: ribosome; cytosolic small ribosomal subunit. Gene Ontology annotation, molecular function: structural constituent of ribosome.
GCUCACGUAAGACUCUCGCGUUCGUAAAGUGACGACAUUCGCUCUUCGCUCUCUUUCCUUCGUAUUCUCGGUUUGGAGAGUAUUUUUUGAUACGAUCUGAAAAUGACGAAUGCCAUGCAGCUCCAUAUUCGUGGACAGGAGACAACUGUCAUUGAUUGCAUAGACAGUGACAGAAUACAACACAUAAAGAAAAAACUUGCAUCUCUUCAAGGUAUUGAGGAUGAAUUUAAUCUUUAUUGUAAUGGGAGUUUAUUAACAGAUGAAGCCUGUGUUGGUGAACUUCCAUCAAAUGAACUUGAGUUGACUGUACCCUUGCGGGGAGGUAAGGUUCACGGUUCUUUGGCACGUGCCGGCAAAGUAAAGGCUCAGACACCUAAGGUUGAAAAACAAGAGAAAAGUAAAAAGAAGACUGGCCGUGCUAAACGACGCAUUCAAUAUAACCGUAGGUUUGUCAACGUCGUUCAAACCUUUGGUCGCCGACGUGGACCUAAUGCCAAUACUAAUUCAUAAACAAAAAUAUAUUAUAUUAUUUGUUAUAAUAAAUUCAAAUAAAAUGUCAUACGACUAAGGUAAACGCAUAUUUUGUGAUUCAAAAGAAAAUCACAUAUAUGUAUAUUAAGUUUUAUUUUUUACAGUCACGUGAUACAUGUGCGACUGUAUCUAAACACACGUCUUAUCAAAAAGAAAAUCAGUCUGAAUUCGGCAGAAUUUGUAUAAAUAAAACGAAAGAUGCAAAAAUA